AUGACUGUUAGAAAUGUUGGAAUCAAUGAUUUGAAUAUUAGUAAUAACGGUAGUAAUAGUAAUAGCAAUAGCAAUAUACCUGCUCAACCAGCACAUAAUAUUAAACAGCAACAAAAUGCAAACACUGGUAAUUCAUUCGUAAAAUAUCCAAUGUCAUCUUCGUCGUCGAACAACUCUUCAUAUACAAACCACUCUUCUAUCUCAUCGAUUGGCGAUAAUGAACCAGACAUCUCUGAAGACUACAGCUAUAACAGUAACAAUUCAUCAUGUAACGAUCUAUCACAACUAGCUAGUCAAUCAAACGAACAACAGCAACAACAACAAAGUAUAAAUAAACCAAAGAUUAAUAGCUAUAGUAAUGAAGGAAAUAAUAGUAGUCAACAGAAAAAUAAUAACAAUAGCAGUAGUAGUAAUAAUAAUAAUAAUAAUAGUAAUAACAAUAAUAAUGAUUAUACAAAUACAUCAAUUAGUAAUACAAUAGAUUAUAAUAGUGAGGAAUCCAGUGUUAUUCUAAAGAGUUUGAAAUUGAUCGAUAAGAAUAGAUAUAGUUCGUCAGUAAAGUGUGCGAUUCUCGGUACCAACAGUGUCGGUAAGACAUCGUUCAUGCGUAGAUUCUCAUCGGGUGAAUUCGACCCAACUGAAACAACGACGAUCGGUGCCAUCAGAACACUACAUACAAUCCACUACAAUUCACUAUCGCUCAAUCUCGAGAUUUGGGAUACUGGCGGUCACGAUCGUCUCAAAGGACUACUACCUUUCUACCUGAAGAACUGCAACUGCAUCAUAGUGAUGUUUGACAUCAGUUCACUCGAUUCCUACAACCGCUCACUCGACAUCCUCUCUAGAACCAAAAAGAUGGUACCGGAAGGUUCGAUUUUCAUUUUAGUUGCAAACAAAGUGGAUAUAAGUAAUAGAGUUGUCUCUCAGGUUGAAAUUGCAAAGGCAUGUUCAGAGUCUGAGAUUGGUAGAAUCAGUUGGUGUGAGAUCUCAGCUAGAACCGGUUAUCAUAUACAUGAACCGUUUCAUAUGAUUUCACAGCAUUUCACAACGAUGAUCGAUGCACUGAGGACCAAUCACAGAAUCGAGAAGAUUCACAACAAGUUGCAAUCUCCACACGGUGGAAGUAACAGUAGCAGUGGAUCGUCGAAUUCGCUUUUCAGUUUUGUAGAGUUUGAAGGCAAUGAUGAGAGUGGUCAACAUUCACUGCCGAUUACCAAGACCGACCUCGCGAUGAUCCGCAACAACAUGUAUACUUGCACGGAGCGGUCGUUCCGCACGGUCGACCCGAUGGUGAUCGUACUUAAACUGGAUGUACUAAAGAUCAUCAUUGAAUCGACUGGCGGUCUUUUCACCAAGCUAUUCAAACGAUCGUUCCUUUUCAAAGAGGUAGCGGCAACCAGUACAACAUCGAACAACGGUGAAUCAACAACACAGUCCAAUUCAAAUUCCGAUGACUUUCAACAUAGCGGUGAAUAUAAAGGUUCAUUUUGUUUGGUGGUCGAUAAGUAUCAUCCUAAGCGUAUUGAGAUUCGCAAGUUCUACUCGCCAAACACCACAUCGAGUCCCGUCUCUGACAAACAUGAAAUCGUGCUGCUCUGUGACUACAGAGAUCAUCUUGUAAAAACUUUUAAAUCGAUCUGCUCCGUUUCCAUUCCAAUCAGUGAAGGUGUAAAAGGUGGAGAUCGCAACGACUUUUGCUACAGCUACAAAGAGUAUCUCAAAGUCUAUUCAAAGGAAGCCGACUCCAACAUUGAAUAUCAAAUAUUGAACCCAUCCAAUCAGCCAUUUAAUAAUUUAGAUCUCAGUAGAAUAUUAAGAGAUGAUAAACAUAUUUUUGCAAUUUCAAAAUCGAUCGAAUGGAAUGCAUCACUCACUACUCUGGAUCUUUCAUACAAUGCACUCGAUAAUAUCGAUCCAAAAGCAAUUGCCGAACUAUUCAAUACAAUUUCAAACUCUGUAUCCAUUGUCAACUUGGAUCUUACAUGUAAUAAUCUUGGAUGUUCAAGACUUAGAAAUAUUUUAAUUGAAUUUAUUAAACCAUCAUUGAAACUAAAAUCAUUGAUAUUGAAUAACAAUGAUCUAUGUAAAAUGGCAGAUACUAAUUAUCACUUUGGUUUGGAUGCUGAUUUGGCCGCCAAGAGAGAAGCUCUCUACGACUCUAAUCUCGAGAGAGAUUCAAGAGCUUUCAUCGAGCAAACCCUCGGAGAACCAUUCCCAGCCGGAAAGUCAUUUGCUGAAGCUUUGAAAUCUGGUGUACUUCUUUGCAAGUUUGCCAAUAAGAUUAAACCAGGAUCAGCUAAAUCAUCACCAUCUGCUGCACCAUUCGUACAAAUGGAGAACAUCAACAACUACUUGAACUUCUGUAAAUCAAUGGGUGUCGCUACCACUGAUUUGUUCAUGACCGUCGAUCUCUUCGAGGCCAAGAACUUGAACCAAGUCAUUCAAAACAUUCAAGCCGUCAAGAGAAUCGUCUCUGGUGGUAAACCAAGCGCUGUCCCAACAAAGAACCCGUAUGAUGUCCGCUAUGAAGCACCAGUUGCAACUUCAGCCGGAGCUUCAUUCUGUGGAAACUGUGGUGUCAAGGCUGCCGGUGGUGCCAAGUUCUGUGGUAGUUGUGCAAGUGUACUGAGAGCAAGUAUUAUAUCAUAUGCUUAUUUUCUGACGUUUUUACUCUCAGUAUUGUUAUUACCACAUAAACACUUUAAAAAACAAAAUGUUAUAUCUUCUAUAUUGCCGAGUAUUACGACAAUGCUGUCGGUGGUUAGUUUGGUGAUGAUCACUAUUGUCAACUUGGUAUCGAAAUUCAAUGGUAACUUUACAUUGAAUCAACUUGGUUUCAUAAAGUUUACCUAUGUCACAGAGGGUUUGCUCAAUGUGCUGCCAGAUCUGAUAGCUUUGGUCAUCUCUAUCAUCACUGCAUCACUGUGGUAUCGUAAGCGUAUACAAUCCGAAUUCGAACAAGAAGGAAUCAACAUGACAAAUAACCUAAACAUUGAAGAACAAUCAAGAAAGUCAACAAUGAGUAUGUAUUCACCAUUUAAUUAUUCUAUCAAUUCAGAUGUACCUUUAUUAUCACAACAACAACAACAACAAGUAACUAAUGUACAAACUACAACAACAACAACAACAACUACAACACCAUUGACAUCGACAAGAAAGAGAAAAGAAAGAGAUCCGGUAUUUUAUAAUCCACCACCAUCGAAAGCAUUGAGUUUCUUUGCAUUCUUGAUGUUGUGUCUCUCCGCUAUAUCGUUUCCUUCGGUCAUCAAUGCAUUCUAUUUUAUAUUUGCGAUUGGAUUCAUCUUGUUACAGAUACCCAUUGUAAACACCAACUACCAACAAAACAUAGCGGAUUGGUACGGUGUUAGAAACUACAAUGUUUGGGAUGUCUCUAUCUGGCCACUCGUCAUCGGGUACGUCACUAUCCUAUUCCUCUACAUCUCGCUGAUACUUGCCAUUACAUUCGGUCUCUAUUGUUUCUACAGUUAUAUGGAUAUGAAUCUCUAUCACAAGACACCGACUCUCAAGUUGAAGAUGGACGAUCCAGUAGUACAGUCAAAUAUUACAUCAAUAACAAAUAGUGUAACAAUGACACAACAACAACAACAACAACAACAACAACAACAACAACAACAACAACAACAGCAACAACAACAACUACAAAAGAGAGAUUUGUUGGUGAUGAUUGAUGAUACAACAAGUGAAGAUGGUAGUAAUAAUAAUAAUAAUAUGAUGUCAACGACAACAUCGUCUCCAAGACCAACAGGACUUCCAGAUGGUAGAUCCACUUUGAAACAGCGACCUGUUCUUAAGAGAGGUGGUAUGGGUUCACCACCAUUACGUUCGAAUCUCAAGAAGGGUGUUAGUUUCCAAGUUCCAUCGGCAGGUCGUUCGGUGUCGCCUGCACCUUCUUCGGUCGACUUUUCACGUUCCUCUUACGAAGCUCGUAUUCGUCCUUAUACUUCGAUGAUCUCUGAUGGUUGGAAAGUCUUUUAUCAGCAAUUCAUAGCUAAUCAUGGUGAGAAGCUUACCAGAGCACAAGAGAUCACCAAGGCAAUAUUCACUGGUACGUUCUUGACCAUUUUCAGUCAGUCGUACCGACUUGCACUGGCCGGUCUCUUUGUUUGUGGAUUGACUCAGAUCUCUUUGUUGAAUGCUGGCUACAUGAUAUUCUUUAUCCUGUUUAUCAUAAGUGAGCGACUGGCUACCAGGUUCUGGAUUCUCUUGGUUAUAUACGCACAGGUUGUCUACACGCUGUGUUACACAUGGCAGAUCAAUGCAACCGUUGAUAUUGAGAGUGAAACAACUGAGCUUAUUGGACUGGUACACUAUCGUGUUGUUUGGUUUGGUUUGUUGUGGAAGUGGAUCAUUGUUUUGUUCACUCUCACCCAGUGGAAUGUCAACAAGGUAUUCCGAGAUACAAAACUUCCGCCGAUUGUCCAAACCGUUGGUAAUCUCAUCUACAAUGUAUCACAACACUAUGCACUGCCAUUGUGUUAUCUUGUGAUCGUAAUGGUCGGUGUGUUUAGCAAGGUGUCGAUCAUCUCUAUUCUCUACAUGGCAACAGUGUUCCUCUGUCUGGCAAUUCAUCAUGUCUCUGCCAAUGGAAGUGCUCACAUUCGUAGAUUCUGGGUGUUGAUUGUCAUGAGUCAAGCUGCAGUAUUGGUAGCGAGAUACGUCUAUCAAUUCCCUCAGGUGAAUCAAUGGCUUAUCAGCAUUUUCCCGACCAACAAAUUCGCGUAUCUCCACGGCUCCAAGCUUGUACUAUGGGCUGUCUUCCUCAUUGCUUUGUCACCGCCAUCCUUCUUCAAUGCCAUUUACCUGGUGAUGGUACUUACAGCCAUGGUUUUCAGAAAGGGAACCUAUAGAAUUGGAUUCUACAUCUUGAUUUACUCACAAUUGUUGGUACUUUUCCAAAUGGCAUUCCUCUUCCCCGAAGCAUCGCGGGUGAUCGGUCACGACGAUUUGAUACGUUGGCUUGGUAUGCCAUCGUCUUCUCACUCUACAAACUGGGAUGUUAUUAAACUCAACUUGACAAUUAUCCUAUUGGUGUCGGUACAGCAAUGGGCAUACUGGUGGAACAAAGCAUAUCAACAUCUCAAGCAGCCUGCCUCUGAGAGAAAAGAUCUCGAUCCUUACAACUGCACAGUUGGACAACGUUUAUUCUGGUACAUCUCACACUUUUAUGAGUUGUAUGGUGUCGAAGUUGUGUUUGUUACACUCUCUAUAUCGUUGUGUUGGCGUGUCAAUAUAUUGGGUAUCAUCUAUCUCUGUGUCAUUGGAUUGGGGCUGAAUAUAUCGAAUCAAAAGAUUCACCGGUUGUUCUAUCUCUCUAUAUUGAUGGUGCCUAUCAUAAUGGCGCAAUACAUAUUCCUGUUGGGAGUGCCGAGUGGACACACUCCUCCAUGGUCACUAUCGAACGAUCUUCUCAGUAAUCUUUUACUACUGGAAUCGCCAAGUAUCUAUAUUCUAACGGUUGAUUUCGCAGUUCUUUUCUUCUCAAUGUUGCUUUUCAAGCUGCCAAAGAAAAACCCUCUCGAACCACUGCCAUUCCCAAAGAACUUUUUGAAUUUCGAUAUGGACUAUCGUAAUUUCACUUGUGAACCACGUCCUUGGUACUCAGAGAUUAGAUACAUCAUCGUUCGUUUCUCUUCCCAGGUCACUUUGAUCACCAUUUUCAUUGCUGGCACGGCAGAGUGUGAUUUAAUCUCCACUGGAUAUGUUUUCUUCUCUGUGUAUGUGCUGUUCAGUGGCGAGGAUCGCUCGUGGAGCCGACUCUGGAAAGCAAUGGCAUUCUACAAUUGGUUCGUACUGAUGACUCAAAUCCUAUUCCAAUUCGUAUUUGUUGCGUAUGGCGAUGAUAACAGUGCAGCCGAUCGCGUUGCCGACAUUCUUGGAUUCACCAUUGUCAGUUCCUCACGUUUCAACACCGUCAGUGAAACCGUUAGUGAUGUGAUCAUCAUGAUUCUGAUGGCCUACCAAAAGAACAUCUAUGAAUCCAGUGAUUUCGCAACACUCGAAAAACAUCUCCAAGAGAAUAGAAACAGUGCCUACGAAAUCGCAUUGGAAUUCUACAAGAAUCGACGUGAGAAUAGAAUCAAACAAUUAAACUCUGUUCAAACCAUCAUUCAGCAGCGUCGUGAACGAUUACAAUCUCUAAAGGAACAAAGACAACAUAGACACAGACAAUUCUAUUUGGAACAAUUCAAUUCUAGACCAUCUGGACAACUUACAUCAUCACCUCAUUCAAAUGAGAAUCAAGAUAAUAACAUUGAUAACAAUGAUAACAAUCAAGAUAAUAAUAAUAUUGGUAUUGAUAAUGAUAAAAAUAAUACAGAUAUUCAAUUGGAUCCAAUUAUUAUAAAUAGUUCCAAGGUUGUUACAACAGAUCCAACAACAACAUCUGUUACAAAGUCUCCACCUGUUGAAUCAUCACAUAUCGAUGAAGAUGAAGAGAAACCUAGUGUUCCAAUUGCAGUUAGAAUCAAAAAUCUAUUCAAAGCAUUCUUGAAUUGGUUGGACCCAAUUGAAGAAGGUGAAGUUGAUGUCAAUGAUCCACUUCCAUCGUCACUCACUACCUCUCAUCGUAACAGUACAUUCAUCUCUUCCGAACAGAUGAAACUAUCCUAUCAGUACUACCAACAACAUCAAAAGGAAAUGAGUGAAUUGCCAACUUCAAGUAAUGACCCAACCUCGUCCUCGUCCUCGUCAUCGACAUCUCCUCCUCCACCUCCACCCUACAAGGAUGAUGCUUUCAAGCGUAUCGUUCGUGGUAUCAGCAGGAUUGCCAGAGACGAAAGUAAAUGGAUUGCUUUUAUGUGUUGUAUUUGUAAUGCUGUGUUCUAUGCCAAUGUAAUAUCACUUGUCUAUGUAUUCGCUGUAUUCCUCUUUGGUAGACUCUAUGAGAGUCCGAGACCUUCUAAACCAUUCUGGCGAUUCCUCAUUGGUUAUAGUAGUAUAGUUAUCUGUUUGAAAUACAUAUUCCAAAUCGAUAUAUUCUGUGUUAUAAGUGGAGUUAACGGUUAUUACUAUGCUAGUUUCGAGACUUGCUGGGAUACCAAGCAAUACAACGAUGACUUAUCGAAGCGAUAUCUCUCACUUCCCUACAUGAUAGGUAUCAAUGACAUCCAAGGACCAUUCUUGGCUGGUUCAUGGUGGGAUCUAGCUAUCUUUUUGGCUUGUCUAUGGCACCGACAUGUCUAUCAAUCCAAAGGUUUAUGGAGUUUCGACGAGACAUCGGUCAGUCAGGACAUCGAUCCUAAACCACCAAUGCCAGGCACCGUAGAAUCGUUGGAGCAAAUCCAAAAGGAGAAUAUCAAACAAUUCCUAAAGGUAGAAUCGGAAACACUACAUGAAGAGGAAGAGGAGGAGGACGAAGAAGAGGAGGAAGAGAUUAUCGAAUAUGUUGUCACUCGUGUAACACGUAAAGGAAAGAAAAAGAGUGGAAGUGGUUCAAAGACUACCACUACACUAAAAACUAUUACUUCCCAAGAUGACAAACAAAUUGAUUCCCCACAUCAAAGUAUCCUUCAUUCUGACUUGGCUCUGAGUGGUAGUGGUGAAACUAUUACACAUCACUAUAGCACCAGUGAUGGUGGAGAAGUUCAUGAAACCAAAACAACAACUACUUCAACCACUACAACUAGAUCUGGUAUUCGAACAAGUGGAAUAGUGGUGGUAAUGGUGAUGGUGAUGAUGAUGAAUGAUGACCAUGAUAACAACAACAACAAUAAUAAUAACAAUAAUAACAAUAACAACAAUAAUAAUAAUAAUGAUGACAAUAAUAAUAAUGAUCAAGUUGAAAUGGAUGUUCAUGAUCCAAAUUAUGAAGAGGAGUAUGAAUAUGAAAUGGAAGGAACAUCAUCACAACAACCCGAAGAUUGGAUCAUUUCAGCAGAAGCUUUACAUCAAUCUAUUGAGCAACAACAACCAAAAUACCUCCACCACCUUUGGCAGUUCAAUGGUUUGACAAUUUGCUAUGGAUAUCCUAUUCUUGCCGAGAACCGUUUCCUUAUGGACGGCUACUCCAACUUCCACAAUAUUGGAUUCUCAAUCUAUCGUGCCAUUCCAUUUGUUUUCGAAAUGAGAACACUCCUCGAUUGGAUUGCCACCGAUACCACUCUGUUGUUCUACGACUGGCUCAAGUUUGAAGAUCUCUAUGCCACCAUCUUCAGUGUGCACUGUCGACAGGAAUGGAUCAAACGUCAAGGCAGAAAGAAAGGUCAGAAACAACCAAUCUUUGAAAAGUUUACAACUGGUGUUGCAUUCUUUAUUGGUAUUGUUCUGAUUCUUUGGUUCCCACUUAUCAUUUUGUCAUCCGGUUUGCCAGGUUCCAACAUCGAGCCUGUCACCUCUGUCAAUAUCCAAGUGUCUAUCAUGGGAUUGAAUCCAUUCCUUAGCAUCAGCCAAGAUCUUUCUGUUGCCAAUUUGGACGGUAUUCCCGAUUGGAAGAGUACAUUUGUCAACAAUACCUACUUUUCCAAGCUUAGGUCGGCAGAGACGUUCAUCACCACCGACGACCAGGCCGGAACUCAAUUGAUAAGCAUCAACACAUUCUCAGAAGUCAAUUGGAAUCUAUCGCCACCGGCACGUUCACAACUCCAACAAUAUCUUAUCAAUAAUGAACUGUCUAUCAAGGUGGAUUACACCCUCAGUAGAAGUGGAAACAUCAAUAUCAACAUCGAUGGAAGUAAUGUUGUACUUUUGAAUCGUACUCAACAAGAGGAUUUCGCUGCCAUUGUCAAUGGUACUUCGGCAAACAACACUUUUACCACAUCCGGUUUAUUCUAUAAAUUCAUUCGUCUGCCUGGUGUCAGUGGAAAUCUGCUUUAUCCAUCCAAUCCUGGAAAACCUGCAUCUAUGAUCGAUGUAAUGUUCACAAUGGUUUCAGUUAACAACACCUAUCCACCUCAGCAGUAUUGGAUGAUGUCUCAAACCGAUGGAACUCCUCUCAACUUUAUCACCAUUUCCUCGCGACUUCCAAAUGGACUGGCUAGCACACUGGUGAGUGCCGGUAUCAUUGGUCUGUACGUUGGUGUUGUACUCUCUGUCGGUCGUUUCCUUCGUAUGUAUGUAACCGGUAUGGCACUACGCAUUACUCUCGAGAACAUCCAGGUAUGCGAUGAAAUCGAAAAGAUGCUCGAAGACGUAUUGAUUGCUAGACAAUAUGGUGAUCUAAUUCUUGAAGAAGAACUCUAUAAUGAAUUGAUUCAAGUUUUCAGAAAUGCCAAUCUACUUUAUGAAAUGACAAAGAAACAAACAUAA
Messenger RNA from Heterostelium album PN500, 9264 nucleotides. Its product is annotated as involucrin repeat-containing protein. The coding region runs from base 1 to 9264 and encodes 3087 amino acids. The record is from RefSeq and is a predicted model, not a curated record. Lineage: Eukaryota; Evosea; Eumycetozoa; Acytosteliales; Acytosteliaceae. Gene Ontology annotation, cellular component: membrane. Gene Ontology annotation, biological process: detection of mechanical stimulus; regulation of membrane potential; cellular response to mechanical stimulus. The transcript has 16 exons. Gene Ontology annotation, molecular function: monoatomic cation channel activity; GTPase activity; GTP binding.